Pezoporus occidentalis (night parrot) is the source of this 2180-nucleotide messenger RNA. It is a transcript of the gene NOX3, whose product is annotated as NADPH oxidase 3. Gene Ontology annotation, molecular function: superoxide-generating NAD(P)H oxidase activity. Lineage: Eukaryota; Metazoa; Chordata; Aves; Psittaciformes; Psittacidae. The record is from RefSeq and is a predicted model, not a curated record. Gene Ontology annotation, biological process: defense response; superoxide anion generation. Gene Ontology annotation, cellular component: plasma membrane; NADPH oxidase complex.
AUGAACAAUCCCAUGUACCAGCGCAGGCUGCAGGCUGACUGGCUGGAAAGCAGCUCUGGAGAGAAGGAUCUGGAGGUCCUGGUGGACAGCAAGCUGACCACAAGCCACCUUCUUGUGAAGAAGGGCAGCACCCUCCUGGGCUUUAUCAGGAAGAACAUUGCCAUCAGUUUCAGAGAUAUUCUUCUCCUCUACUCAGCCAUUCUGGUGUGGCUGGGACUGAAUUUCUAUUUGUUUAUUGAUACCUUCCACUGGUAUGAAGACGAAGAUGCUUACAUUUAUACACGGAUUAUGCUGGGAUCAGCCCUGGCUUGGGCAAGAGCUUCUGCAACGUGCCUUAAUUUUAACUGCAUGCUAAUCCUGUUACCCAUCAGUAGAAACCUUAUUUCAUUCUUAAGAGGAGCAAGCAUUUGCUGUGGAGAAGCACUGAGGAGACAGCUUGACAAAAACAUCACAUUUCACAAGAUGGUUGCCUAUGGAAUAGCUAUAAAUGCAACCAUCCAUAUUGUUGCCCACUUGAUCAACAUUGAGCGGUAUCAUACCAACCAAUCUACAGAAGGGGGAGUUACGGAUAAACUUUCUGGCCUUGGCAAGAGUCCAAACGAAAGCUAUUUGAACCCCAUCAGGACCUAUGAAACAAACACAACAGGAGAGGUACUAGCUACCAUCACCGGAAUAACUGGAGUUGUGAUAAUUGUGGCUUUAAUUCUGAUCAUGACUUCAUCUACUGAGCUCAUCAGAAGGUCAUGCUAUGAGGUGUUCUGGUAUACCCAUCACCUCUUGGUAGCUUUCUUCAUUGGUUUAAUAAUCCAUGGUAUGGGUCAGCUUGUUCAAGGUCAGACGCCUCAGAGUCUGCUGCUCCACAACGUCACUUACUGGAGAGAUCACUACUUGGAAUGGGAAAAUGCCACUCAGUGCCUUUUGCCUCAGUUUUCUGGCAACAAACCUGUGGCUUGGAAGUGGGUUUUAAGUCCUGUGGUGUUGUACAUCUGUGAAAGAAUUGUUCGGUUUUGGAGAUAUCGACAGGAGGUGAUCAUUACUAAGGUGGUGAUGUAUUCCUCUGGAGUCCUUGAGCUCCACAUGGAGAAAAUGUGGCUUUAAAAAUGUGGCUUUAAAAAUGGCUUUAAAAUGGGACCUGGUCAAUAUAUCUUUCUACAGUGCUCAUCUGUCUCAUGGCUGGAGUGGCACCCUUUCACCCUCACCUCAGCUCCUGAGGAGGACUUCUUCAGUGUUCACAUACAGGUCAUUGGGGAUUGGACUGCAGCCCUCUUCAAGGCCUUCGGAGCACAGGAAAAAGCUUUCAAGGAAUUGUGGAUGUUACCAAGACUGGCUGUGGAUGGACCAUAUGGAUCAGCAACCACAGAUGUCUUCCACUACCAAGUGAGUGUGUGCAUUGCAGCAGGAAUUGGAGUCACACCAUUUGCCUCUAUUUUAAAAUCCAUUUGGUACAAAUCCUGCAACCCUAACAGAACUGGUGCUGCAGAAGACAUUAGACAACCAGAGCAUGCUGUGGUAGUUUAUUUUUACUGGAUUUCUAGAGACCCAUCAGCAUUUGAGUGGUUUGCUGAUCUUCUGUUCCAUUUGGAAUCAAAAAUGGCUGAAAAAGGGAAAAAUGAUUUUCUAAGCUAUCGUAUAUCUCUUACAGGCUGGGAUGAAAGUCAGGCUACUCACAUAGCCCUACACUAUGAUGACAAGAUGGAUGUAAUUACUGGAUUGAGACAGAAGACCUACUAUGGAAGGCCAAACUGGGACAAUGAGUUCAAGCAAUUAGCCAAAAACCAUCCUAGCAACAGUAUUGGAGUAUUCUUCUGUGGACCCGAGAAUCUCUCUAACAUCCUUCAAAAGACAUGCAACUCAUAUUCAUCAAUUGAUCCAAAAGGAGUUCAUUUUCACUACAACAAAGAAAGUUUCUAGGCUGUAUUUCUUAACUGUGUAAUAGGUAUUACCAAAUCCUGUAUUUUUAUCUCACUUUCCCCUGUCCUCUACUCAAUCUGCACCAUUUAGGCCAGAUAUUAGGAACUGUAAAUUGACAUAGGUACAUUAACUUCAGUAGAAAAAUGCCAUCUUAAGGCCACUAAAGAUUUGGACUCCAUCCUUAGCCUUUCCUUCAAAGAACUGAAGAGCUGAUUCUUCUUUCUUACUUAAUGAUGCUGUGAAUCCAUCUACAUCUGUGUGAAAACUAC